AUGGCGUCAAAAAACGGAAACGACAAAAAGCAGCAGCCGGCCACGGCGGCGGUUAACCUGAUCGCCGGCGGUGGUGCUGGAAUGAUGGAAGCUCUUGUGUGCCAUCCUCUCGAUACUAUCAAAGUACGGAUGCAGCUUUCGAAGCGGGCGCGAGCUCCGGGGGUUAAAGCUCGUGGCUUUCUUGCGACUGGACAAGAGAUUAUCAGACGAGAAACAGCCCUUGGACUGUACAAGGGUCUAGGAGCCGUCCUCAGUGGAAUCAUACCGAAGAUGGCCAUCCGAUUCACAUCCUAUGGUUAUUAUAAGCAAUACCUCACGAACCCCGAGACGGGGAAGCUCUCAAGUUCCGCCAACAUGCUUGCUGGUCUGGCUGCUGGUGUAACCGAAGCCGUGGCGGUUGUCACACCCAUGGAAGUCAUCAAGAUCCGUCUACAAGCCCAGAGCCACAGUUUGGCAGACCCCCUCGAUAAGCCAAAAUACCGAAGUGCACCCCACGCCUUAUUCACCGUGAUUAGGGAGGAAGGCUUCGGCGCCAUAUACCGUGGUGUCAGCCUGACGGCUCUCCGCCAGGGAACCAACCAAGCUGCCAAUUUCACGGCGUACUCUGAGCUUAAGAAGCUUUUGAAGGACUGGCAGCCUCAGUACAACGAGCUACCAUCCUACCAGACCAUGUGCAUCGGUCUCAUCUCCGGUGCUAUGGGUCCAUUCUCAAACGCGCCGAUUGAUACCAUCAAGACCAGGCUGCAGAAGACGCCCGGAGAGCCCGGACAGUCCGCCAUAUCGCGAAUCACAGCCAUCUCAAAGGAGAUGUUCAAGCAAGAAGGUGCUAGAGCAUUCUAUAAGGGUAUCACGCCUCGUGUCAUGAGAGUCGCACCCGGUCAGGCCGUCACCUUCACAGUGUACGAGUUCUUGAAGGAGAAGCUGGAGAGAAGCAAUUGGGCCAUCAUGGGUGGGAAGUAUGAAGAAUAA
Messenger RNA from Microsporum canis CBS 113480, 969 nucleotides. Its product is annotated as succinate/fumarate mitochondrial transporter. Bases 1 to 969 code for a protein of 322 amino acids. Gene Ontology annotation, biological process: succinate transport; fumarate transport; transmembrane transport. NCBI's taxonomy places the organism in Eukaryota, Fungi, Ascomycota, Eurotiomycetes, Onygenales, Arthrodermataceae. The transcript has 5 exons. The record is from RefSeq and is a predicted model, not a curated record.